UGCCGAGAUCCGAUGCCGAACGCACGCGUUGUUUGUUUUUCCAGCGAUCUCACAAUAGAUGUUGGAUGGUUGUCUCCUUAGUUCACGAGUCAUUAUGGAGAUGCUACGGCUACAGACUAGCCCUUCCGGGCUGAUUUUACCCAGAUAGAUGCUCUACAAGCUCCAAGAAAAUCGAUAGCAGCGCCACGUGGACAACCAAACAGGGCGGCAACCGCCGAACAAUCUGAUCGUGACGCCAGCAUGGGGUCACCGCCGUUGGAGUCAUCGGUGACUGCUGUGCGCUGAGGCCUGUGGACAUCUGUAUCAUGACGAACUGCGAUCUGUCGUUUCAAACAGCGCGAUGCAAUGCCGGCGUGCACUGUCGGCGUUGACAACACUAUAUGAAAGGCGGACCGUGAGAUAUGAUCCCCAGGAAUGGAUCUGGGAUCCGGGGUGGCCACGGCCCCCAUCUCCGGUGACCAGCGUUCGCGGCAGUGAUUCGCGGAAAGAGCCCGUGUUUCGUGAGGGCUACGUUACACUCCUCCUGGGAAAGAUUCGGGACGAGGUGGCACGAGAGGGGAAACACCCAGUCACGUCACAGCUGUGAUGUCGUCGAUGUCGUCGUUGAUGUCCAUUCACAACCAGCCACCGGAAAAUGCAUCGGGCGCAGGUGGUCAGGGGGGUGGAAUCGACUCGAUAUCACUUGGACAGCUCAAGCAGAUAGUUGCCACCAUGCCCAAAGAGCGGCAAUGGUGGUAUGACUACAAGUACGACGACGAAGACACAGUCAUGAAUGAGAUCGACGAGUUCUAUUCUUACGUUGAGAUGCCGCAGGUCGCAGAAAAUCUGAGGGCAUGGGAGGGUUCAUUCUCGGGAGAAUGGACGAAGAGCCCGCUUGGAACGCGUCGCUCACACGUCGACGUCCUUCUCGAGAGUUUGGAACAUAAGAAUGCUGAAAUCCGGUUCACGAACGCACGAAGAUUGUUUUACAUCUUGCAAGGUCCGUCGUUGUCAGAUGCCCAUCUUACGCCCUGUCGAGCAAGAGAAACAGGGACUUUUGCGGAAACCGUCUCUCCGGAACAUCAGCUGCACUGGAUAUUCGAGAACUGCAAGAUCGUUCGGAACGCCAACGGUCUGAGCAGCAUCAUUGAAGCGCUCAAGAUCGCCACCUCGAAGCACGACUUGCUAUGCGGCCUUUCCGAUGCUGACGCCGAGCACAUUCACAUCUCGGCUGCCGAAAAGGCGGACUUUAUCGAGGAAGCUCAAACCGAGAUCUCCGUAUACCUCGGCAUGCUGUACCACCUCGUUGAGAUAUUCAAGGGCCAUGAUGAUUUUGCGGAUGAAUUGAUGAGCUUUGACCCGCCAUUGCCUGUAUACCUGUUCAGUGUCGUUGCCGGCUUGCGUGACAAAAGUGCCAAGGGAUACCCUGUAAAAAAGCUACUUUUGGUGCUUUGGAAGACGUUGCUUUCGUGUUGUGGGGGAGUCCGCGACCAUGCACGUGUGAAGAAAUUGGCACGAGAAUUGGGUGGCUUACCGGCAGUCUCUGAUGCAGAUGAUGCGCCGAUCAAGACAACACCAUUGGAUAUGGAGACUUUCCACCAAGAGACGACCGUCAAAUAUCCAACUUUCACACAGCACUCGGAGCACAUCGCAUUCACGGUGAAACCCGCCGAAAUCGCAGCGCCCAAACCUAUCACAAUCACGACUUCUCGGUUAGCACAAGCUUAUUCCCCGAUUACUGUGCGCCACCACUAUCAUCAUGAAGAACCCGAAGCCGGCCAAACUUCCGCGCAAUUCCAUCCGUAUCAUGCUACAGGCGCCCCUGGACGUAUUCCGCAGCCGGCGACACCAGCACCAUCUCCGCCUCCGAUACCCCAGAAUCAGCCUAAACCCAAGAAGCAACAAUACCAGACAGAUCAGUCGCGGCCGUUUUUAUUUCCGUUUGGGAUGAGCGGACCGACAAGACUCGACAAAGAUGCGAGGCUAGUGCCGUUUGCGGUCGAUGAGGCCGAUCGGCUCUAUCAUAAGCAUAUGUACGUCAGCCUGGCCUUAUGGCAGAUGUAUCGGACCCGACAGGAGUGCAUGACUGCAGAGAGUGGCCUGGAGAAGAUGCCUGGCUCAGAAGGUGAGGCCGAAGACAGCAUCGUGUUUAAGGAAAGGGAUGCUGCCGAACCGUUCCCCGAUGUUGCGCUUCUCGACGCCAAAUUGGCAGAGAUUCGCGACGACCCCAAUGCCAGCUCAUCAGAGAGGCGCAGAGCGAAAGAGCGAAAAGAGGACUUGAUGCGGCUGAAACGCAACACGGGCUUGCCCAUCAUUCCUAAUAUGGUGCUGGUUCUCCUCAAGUUUUUGUUGGCUACAGUGACUGCAACGUCAAACAUGCAACCGCCGCCAGCCCAGGGACCGCCCUCUGCCUCCAGCGUCUUCCCGCCUGGCCCCGGGUUCGGAAUGUCACCUGACCAGCCAUUACCGCCCUCGCUAUCCUCCGAUGAUAUUGACGUCAUGCGCCAUCGCGAGGUCACUUCCAAAGCAAUUUCUGCCAUUCUCUUGCUGCUUCUCAAGUGGUUCAAGGUCUCACAUAUCAUGAAGUUCCAUUAUUUGGGCCAGCUUUUGUUGGACUCGAACUGUCUGCUGCUCAUUCUGAAGUUGUUCUCCGUACAAGACGUUUCUCAAACCGUGAUAUCCAGAGCAGAUUGUCCAGACAACAAUUUCUUUCGAUACUGCAUGCUCAAUUUCUCGAAGAAUCCUCAGCCCGCAGAUAGCCAACAACGACCAACAAGGUACACUACGAAGAAGAGUCGCAUGCUGCCCAACGGCGAAAAGCACGAAGAGGAUAUCGACAUGGUCACCGACUUCUCAUGGCGCAACUUCUUCUCUUUGAUCAACUUUGCGAAAAUCGUUCAAAAGUUGUCUAAGAGUCGCGGACAUCGUAUCUGGCUGUUGAUCCAAUACAAGAGCUCUCCAGUGCUUAAGCGCGCACUCAAGAUCCAGCAUCCCAUGCUACAGCUGCAUAUCUUGAAGAUCAUCAAGACCAACAUGAAGAUCAUCACAUCCAUAUAUCUGAAUUGCCGGCCAGAUCUACGCGACGAAUGGCUCUCAGGCACUGAAGUUGAAGAUGCAACUGACGCGCAAGCGCAAGAGCAUGCUCUCAGGCAUCUGGUCAAGUUCUACAAUAAUAAACGAUACGGUCCGGUGGCCACCCAACACGGCCCGCAGCACCGAAGAUCGGGUAGCAUGUCGCACCAUCUCGAGGGACUGCACCCGGGGCCGGAACUAGGGCUCGAACGACAAGAUGGAACCAACAACAUCAUCAAUCCUGAUGUUUUCCCUCCGGUUCGAUCCCAGGCCGCGGACCCACGCAAUUUCCUUCCGUAUAUUACAGAAGAUAUCGCAUUUGAAGAGGAGUACGAAGACUACUUGUCCGAUCUUGGCUGGUCGGAUUCCGACCAUGAGGGCCAGCAGUUGUUUGGUGGAACAUCGGCAUGGCACAGACUUCCGUCGUAUGCGCAGGAAAUGGCCGAUGGCAUCAGCGACAGCGAGAGCAUUGUGUCCAUUGGGGAGCUCGGCGACGAUGCGCGACUGGAUCCAAGUCGUGAUGAUCCCGAAGUCGUCGACGAGAAUCUGAACAACUGGGAGCACAUGAGUCCAAAAACUAUGGCCGCUCUCCCCAAGUCUCCUGCCGGCAGGCGACGGUCGAGUCAAGGCACCGGGCUGCGACCUGUUCUGCCAUUCGGAUUGGAUGAUGGAAUUACUCAUGGCGACGAAAAUGAUUCCGAAGAUGACGACAUUGACAUUGAUGUCGACGAACUUGGCCCCAGCCCCAGGGAACAAACAAGUUUCUCGAACGGAGCCGGUGUGGAUGAAGUAGAGUAUGCGUACGGUGUUUGAGUUCGCCUGCUGUACUUAGAUAGACUACGAGAGCAUCGUCGUUGACGCGGUUAUUUAGUUCAAUGUAUUGCCUCGCAAAGCCGGAGUGAACAUCCAAAAUGAGAAAUCGUGGGCUGCACCGCCCGACGAAAGCCGGUCUAGAUAUUGUGAUUGGCAAGAAUGACAAAGACAGUCAAGGACGGCGAAAACGAUCAUUCUCGGCGGCGAGAUAACGAAGGCAAACGAAGGAAUAGAGACUCAUUGAGCGAGCUCCAGCAGUGUUUUGUUUGCGGGUUUGUUGGGAUGAGUUGUUGUUUUUGAGUGUCUUCAGCGAUUUGGCUUGGUGUUGGGGGGAGUUGACCUGAUGGCCUGCGACAUCCAACACAAGCAAAGCAAAGCAUUCGCAUUCAUCGCGCGCCCUCUAGCAUGUUUCGUGAACGACCAUAUCGACGAGGACGAUGGGCGGCCGGUUGGGGCGGGUCCGUGCGAGAUCAGCUGUCAGGUGACACGAAGCCCGGUUGACCACCUUCCUUCUGCCCCUUCACCACCUUCGUAUCGAGUUCGCCCAAAUCGUCUCCCCAAUGUCUCAACCACCGCAAGGAAUGGCACCUAUGCUCGCCGAGGGCCAGGAAAUGGCGAAUUACUACCCGGAUAAUGAUCUCACGGGUGGCCUCCCCAUCAACCUCGACUCGCUGCGCGAUGGCCCACCAGGAAGCAAGCCUUUCUAUCCGUACUCCACUCUUAUUCGCUAUGCCAUCAAAGGUUCUCCGAACCAGAAACUCCUUCUCGAGGAUAUUUACUAUGCCAUCGAGUCUCGUUUCCCCUAUUUCCGCACUGCUCCCAACGGAUGGAAGAAUUCCGUCCGGCACAAUCUUUCACUGAACCCCUGCUUUGAGAAAGUCCCUCGUCCGUUGACUGACCGCGGCAAAGGCUCCUAUUGGACCGUGAACGACAAUGUGGAUCCGCGGACUGGUGUUCAUCGUGUACGCAAGAAGAAGACGAAGGGUUCGAAGCGAGGCGUUGGCGAGGAUGAGGAUGGGGAGUUUAGACCAGCCGAGGGCUCUUUUGAUGAGGCUCAGUUUGCCGAGCCACAAGUCGACGAGAAUGGCAACCCUCGCCCAGCACCUUAUCCUCCCUUCCCUCCCCACUUCAACCCCAACUUUCCCAUGAUGGACAUGCGUUUCCCGAUGCCGAUGCCAAUCGACGAUACGUUUGAACUGGAUGAGACCGGACAAGUCAACUGGCGUCUUGCCUGGUUGAAGGAGAUAGGGCAUCUGCAGUCGCUUACCGCUGAGCACGAGAAAGCUAAUGUGGAUCCGGAGUGGUAUCGACUGAUGUUGUACCGAGUCCGGUCUGCGUUCCUCGCGCCGCUCCCGGAAACUAUUAUUGGGGUUCCUAUUUCUGCUCCGCCUGCGGUUGUUGCAGAGCAGCAGCCUCCUCCGCAGGCUUGAUGGACAGAACUUUAACAUACCGAGUGUCUUAUUUGUAUCAUCGAAUAUCGUCUGAAAAGUUGCAUGGUCAAUUGUCCACGCUACUACUCGUUACUAAUGCGGACCCUCCUGUUUAGCAAGAGUAACCAUGCCAAGGCUAUCAAAGUCGAUGACAGAGAUUACAAAUCAAUGCUGACUUCACUUGAAAUUCUUGCUUCUCACGAGUCAGCAUGUCCCCCGCUCUGGAUCUUACUUCCCCCAGUCUUUUCACUUCGUCGUCGACUCCCCUCGUCAAAGGAAUGGCCCUCGCAAUUGGCUCUCCAUCUACUGCCCAGGAUGGGCAAUAUCAAACUCUCAUUGCUGACCUGGAGAGUUCGCGAAAGGUGGACAAGCAGAUGCUGGACAGACUAGUCGAUCAAGCUACAUUCCUGGACGCUUCCUCCUACGCAGGCGUGCACAUUACACUCACGGCGCGCGAAUACGAGGACCUGAGCUCGGUUCCCGCGCAAACCCAAAAGCUUUUGAAGCAACUGCAGGAGUCGAUGCAGCCGUCGGCAACCCUCCAUGUCUACGGCCUGUCACAGAGCUCUGGGCUGAGGGCCGAGAUCGAAAAGGCGGGUUUUACGUCGCUUUCGGACGCAGCCGAUACCACGGCAUUCAUUGCGCAGAAGCCCGCGGCGGACGCCACCGCUGCUGUGCCGCUCCUGCGGAAGAGGAAGACGGACCCCGCGACGAAGAAGGCGCUGUGGACGCUGAACGCACCGGCGACGCCGCCCAUUGACGCGGAGGCGCUGCUGACUGAUGCAGACCGGGCCCGUCCCGUGCCGACGUGCGACCCCGCCGUCGCGGGUGCACCGCGGCGGAAGCGCGCGUGCAAGAACUGCUCCUGCGGGCUGCGGGAGCUGGAGGAGGAGGAGGCGAGGACGGGCAAGGUGGUGAUGAUCGACGGGACGAUCGAUGGAGAGGCCUCGGCCGUUUCGCAGGAGGAGCGGGAGCGGCUGAUUAGUGCGGCGAAGGCGGCGCCGAAGGCUACUAGCAGUUGCGGGAACUGCUUCCUCGGCGACGCUUUCAGGUGCGCGAGCUGCCCUUACCUUGGGCUUCCGGCUUUCAAGCCCGGCCAAAAGGUCGAGAUUGACUUUGGUAUGGACGACAUCUGAGUAGUAUCAUAGAGUAGCAUGUAUAUCAAUAAUUCGAGCUGUAUUAUCUUGCACACACAUAAAAAAUCGACCAAUAUAGCUCGGAAGUUAGCAGUACCC
Molecule: messenger RNA, 6529 nt
Organism: Mycena citricolor
Lineage: Eukaryota; Fungi; Basidiomycota; Agaricomycetes; Agaricales; Mycenaceae
Source: the annotation of a GenBank genome assembly